GGUCUGUGUCUGUGGUAUUUUAAGUGUGAAUAGGUAUUGUAAAGACUGUUGUAGUACCAAAUAUUUUGGUGUUUUAAAUAGUAGUAAUCAAAAUGGAUUUUCAAAACCGGCCCGGUGGUAAAACCGGCGGUGGUGGCGUAGCCUCAUGGUCGGAGAGCAACAGAGAUCGUCGUGAAAGGCUUCGCCAACUUGCAUUGGAAACUAUUGAUUUGAAUAAAGAUCCAUAUUUUAUGAAAAACCACUUAGGAUCAUAUGAAUGCAAACUUUGUCUAACUCUUCACAACAAUGAGGGCAGUUAUUUAGCUCAUACACAGGGAAAGAAACAUCAAGCUAACUUAGCUCGACGAGCAGCUAAGGAAGCUAAAGAAGCACCUCAACAAUUGGCUCCAGAAAAGCCAAGGAUUGAGCCUAAGAAGUUUGUAAAAAUUGGACGGCCUGGUUACAGAGUUACAAAGCAAAAAGAUCCUGAAAAUGGCCAGCAGAGCUUGCUUUUUCAAGUGGACUACCCAGGUUCAUAUUACUCUUGUUUUAUUAUUUAAACUACAUUUCUAUGGCAGAAUUUUUAUUCAACAUUUAUGGCUCUAAUUUUUUUUUAAUCUACCAAUUUAAUCAAAUUCAUUCAAAAAUUUUAAUGGGAUAGAGCCACACUUCAAGUAUAUUGUGAUUGUAGUUUGAAUGGUCAGCUCGACCAAGGUAGGACCACACUCACAGAAUACCAGCGUGCAAUAUGUUUCAUAUGAUGAGUGUAGAGAAUUGGAGACCUUUUACUGGAAAUGAGUCAUUCCAUCUUAAACACAUCUGAAUUUUGAUUCUUAAUCGAUGAUAGAUGUAGAUGUCUAUGGCCCACAGCAUCCAAUUACCAUCGGGUAAACUGUGUGCUCAUUUUUAUUUUUAUUUGUAAUUCAAAAACAGUGGGGAAUCACUUAUUAUUUCCCUAGUUUUGGAAGUCUAUGACAGGUUUUUGUAAGCAAAUACAUUUGAGCAAGUUUCCACAAAAUAUAUCUUCUGGUCUGAUUGACUGGGUGAAGAGUUUUAUGAGUAAACUCUCUCACUUAGUCGUAGUCAAUGGCGAUCAUCUGACCCUAUGACGACUGAUGCUGGAAUUCCUCAGGUGUCCAUUCCCUUUACAACUCUUUCCCUGCUGCAUAUUAAUUUUCUUAUGCCUGGUAUCUAUGGGUAUGCAGUUGACAGUACAGUUGUGAAGAAAAACCAGCUAAAGCUAAAGGAUUAAUUUAGCUUAAGCUUAAACUUUUGCUGACCUAACACUGGAAAUGAUGCUUAAGAUCCACAAAACAUUUAUCGAUGGUCAAUCUUAGAAUAAGUAUUCCACUUCUGGAACCCCUACUUUAAAAGUCAUUGAAGUUUUGGGAAAAGAACAGCUUAGCUUCGCUAAGAUACCACGGCUAUUUAAGCGGCAGUCUUAUGAAGAGAUUUAAGACUUACAUUUAAAAACCGUGGGGAUCGAGGAGAUCUAAUUGAGACUUUUAACGUCUUAAGUGGUCAUUACAACAUUGAGGAGUUUGACAAAUUGUUUAUUGGUAAUGAAAAAACUCAUCUCAGGAGCCACCUUCUUAAGCUAUGUACCAGCUUUUCAAACAACCAUAACAAGCACUUGAUUUGUACCCGUGAAGUCACAGAGUGGAAGCAGCUGCUAGAGAACAUAGUCUCAACCAAAAAUGUAAACCUAUUCAAAAAUAAAUUAGAUAAUCAUUUUCAGAACUGCAAAAAGAGUAACUAGUGGGCACAAACAGGAUUCAGGCAAUAUCAGUUGCCUCAACUGCCUGCCUGGUAAUAUAUAAUAAUAAUAAAAUUCUCUGGUCAGUCGAGAUUCAAUAAAGUCUGAAAAAGAAGCUAUAGUUAAGUGUAUGAAUCUCACUGCAAGCAGUCUCUGUGUGAGGCAAUUCCAGUAUUGUGAGAUUCAGCGCCUCCAAAACACAAGAUGUCUCUUCAUCGUUAAAAGGGACUCUCUUACCCUGGCUCCUACUUCCCGGGUUGUAUCCUUGGGGUUCACAGACUUUCAGUUAUUAGGGAUUAAGAAUUCUCCGAACCUUAACUUUGGGCGGUUCAUUAUAUCCAGAACCGAAGUAGCUGCGAGGAACUAGUUGCCUUGCAAGGGUGCAGCGGUACUUCUGACGCUAGGGCAGCUUCUUAUCUAUACUAAUAUAGUAAAGUUUUUGUGAUUUAUCAUGCAAUCAGUCGAUGGACUAUGAGCAGAUUGGUUGUAGGACAGAUUGGCAUACAGAGAAAACUUCCCCAGCGGGAAGCACUCCGUAAGUCUCAGCUAUACAUUGUCAAGUAUAUCCCUUCUCUUUAGACGACGAAUCGCUUGUGGCAUUGUCAACUGCCAUGCUAAUUGAUUUGGAUGGUUGCCAAGUCUUAUUUUGUAGUUGCAGCUGUAGUGCCUAAUUUCUUCCUUAACUGAGUUCAUUUUAAGGUGUUCAUGGAUUUCAGAUAUUCUUAUGAACCAUGGUGAGUUUGAAAGUUGUUUAAGUAUGUAGUUUUGGGUUCUUUGAAUGAUUUCGAUGUUGGAGUCACAUGCUGAUCCCCAAAGUUGUAUGCCAUAUGUCCAUAUCGGUUUUAUAAUGGUGUUAUAUAGCAGGAGCUUAUUGUCGAAGGAAAGUCUGGAAUUCCUUGCGAGCAUCCAAUACAGUCCUUUGUAUCUAUGGUAGAUCUCAUCACUUUUUUAUAAAGUGGAAAAGUGUUUUUGUUUGUUUAAAUGCACUAAUCUCUGGAACUACCAGUCCAAUUUGAAAAAUUCUUUUUGUAUAUAAUAGCCAGAUUCAUGAGGAAUAGUAUAGACUAUCUAGCAUUAGCCUAUAACUCUCAGCAAGCCUUAAAUAUUGAUUUUUGUUAAACAAGUUGUAAAAAAGGUGCUCUCUAACUGCUUUAUUUGCGUGCGCUGGUGUAUUAUUUAGCAUUACAUAAAUACAAUGUCCUACAAAACUUCUAAAAAAAGUCCAUUAUACCAUAUGCCUAUUGCUUAUACAUAAGCCACAAUAAGGUAUUUUGUGACAUAAAAUUAUUGAAAAUUAAAAAGUGAUUUAUGUGCUAGUUAGUUAAUGACUCCACGUCUAAGCGCGUACUUUGCGUGUGGGUAGGAAUAAUGUAAUUAUUCGAGCCAUGAGAUCUCCCCGAAGAAGUUCAACAGUCCUUUGAUGUUGCAAGUAACUUCGGGGAGUAAUCCCAGUGCACUGAGAUGUUUAGCCCUCCGGAUGACCUGCAGCAACCUCCGGACAUGUCAGCAACAUGUGGGCCGCCGUUUCUUCCUCCCCCAUACAUGCCCUGCACAGGGGACUAUCCGUAAUAUCUAUGGUAAAUAAAUGUUUGUUAAAGUUGCCAUUCCUGUGAUAUCACUUGUUACUAUCCUGAUCUGCGGCUUUAUCAGUCUCAUUAGAACCUUGGUGAAAAGACUGUAAACAGCUUCCCUAGCUUGUCUACAGACUACUAGAUUUUUCCAAGCAAUUUGUUAAAGCUGAGUGUGUUGAUUAGUGAAGUGGCUACAUACCAGUGAAUAAAUGUUAACAAAGGGGAUUGGUAGGAUUGGUCUCAGCCCUAUAGUGGCCAGUUAAUCUGCUGCAUCAUUGCAUCUGGAUCCACUGUGUCCUUUUAUACAUUGCAGAGUCACAUUGUUGUGUUUACAUAUCUCAUUUAAUUGUCGAAUUAGUUAUUUUUCACUUAGCAUUGUUUUUACACUAUCAAAACAUCCAGGGCAAGUGUGACAUAAAUCCACUUAUAGGCACAUCACUAUAUCGGCUAAAAACUGUCAAAAAUCCAUUGUUACACAAAAAUAGACGUUCAAAUUGUUCAAAUAGAUCAUAAAAUAUAUUGACAUUAGUAUCAUCUCAUCAAUUUUCUCUAAAAGUACAUAUAGUAAUAAAGUAACUACAAAAAGAAGUGUACUGUCACACUUGCCUCAUUGAUGGGGUAAGUGUGACAGUCUUCCACCUUAAUUAGUUUUAAUUACCUCAAAUUAUAAAAUGCUACUUAUGGAUACUAAAAUGCUUGAUCAAACAAACAACCACUUAGUAAUUGAUAUUUUGAAACGGAAUUAUCUAUGUUAAACCUUUACAGAGUAGAAAUAUUUAAAUGUUCAUUUUAGUUUUAAUUAAUUUAUGUCACACUUGCCUCGGGUGACUCUACGCCUUUUGAAGGAUUUUUGAAUACUUCAUCGCUUAGGGGAAAAUAGGUAAUAAAAACUAUUAUAAAAUAGUUUUCAUUACCUAUUUUUUACGUGGUAGAGCCAUGCUGCAGCUAUAUUAUGGUUGUAGCACGAAUGGGUCGGCUCGGCCGGGGAGGGACCACGCUCUCACAGAAAACCAGCGUAAAAUAGCAGCUUGUCGCUGCUGUGUUUCGUGUGGUGAGUGUAGAGAACCGGAGACCCUUUUUACUGGCAGGGAGGCAUUCCAUCUUAGUCCUCACAGGUGACAACGCAUCUGCAUCUUGAGUCUUUAUUGAGGAUAGAUGUAGAUGUUUAUGGGUCACAGUAACCACUUGCCAUCAGGUGGACUGUGUGCUCGUUUGUCACCCGAUCCUAUAAAAAAAAAUAGUAUUAAUGAUAAAAAUAAAUCAUCUCUGUAAACGCGUUAAUCCCGGUCAGCCUUUCGGGUCAUCUGAGGUGACUGGGACUCCGUGACGGACCACUCCGGGCUCAAAUUCAGAAGGUGGUGCUCCUUGAUACCGCCCGCAUUGUCCGCCGGUUUCUUUCCCUUUUCCCCUAACCCUCGGCCGUUUGGUCUCCCCUGCCGAGGGCUUCCAUCUGGUUGGGACUUUAUUUAUUUAUGUUAGUAUGUUAAAUAUACAUUUAUAUGUAUUUAUUAUUUCCUUUAAUAUAUUUAUUCAGCCCAACCAGAUGAGAAUACUUUAUAAUUAAUACCCCAAAAUAAUAAUGUAAUAGUAGUCAAUAUAAUAUUUUUCAUUGUACAACAAUAGUCAUUGAAACAAAAAGCAAUGAAAUAAAUAAAUAAGGUACAAUAGAAGGUCUUAUCGCUCUGGAAGCAAUUUCUGCCAAACAACCUUAUUACAUAAGAAUUAUUUACAUCAAUUGGUUAGGAGGAAGGUGUUCACAAAUUAUAAUACUAAGUUAAAAAAUAAAAUAAAAACAAGAUUAUGACAUCUGAGGAAAGUAGGAUAGAUACAAGUAAGAACGGGAAGUAUGAUGGAAAAUAUUAGAGCUCCAAGUAAUAAGCUUUGAGUAGAUUUUUGAAGAAAAAAAGCUUGAGGUAGGCGUAGUAUAUUAUUUAGCGGCAAGGAGAUCCAUAACGGUAGCUGUAAAUUAUAUCGAUUUAUGGAUGAAGGAUAAUGUAUGUACUGGAGUAUGAAGAAAGAUUGUUAAAGCCGCUUAGUCUUACUUAAGAUCUGUGAUCAUUAUCAUCCCGAAAUAUGGGAAAUUUUCCACAUCAUAGCUUGAGCUCUUUGUAUUAUGCGGUCUCAUAAUCAGCAUGACGGCCUGGACCUUACAAUUUGAACACUGGUAACACCGUGGGGCAAAAAGCUAGUUAAGUAUACAGAAGUAUAUCUCAGUACUGUUCUGCAACAUUUAGUUAAAAUAAUUUCAGUAAUAAAAAAUUUGUCAACAAUUUAAUUUCAUGCAAGCUGGUAGGAAUAUUAGGAUGAUGAAAAAUAUAUCUUAUCAAGUUUAAAAAUAGCUUUGAAAUUUUAAAAAAUGUUUAUUAAUUAUUUCAACAUGGUUAUUUUGAUUUUUUGUAUUAACUUACCAAUAUUUACUUCAAUUUUAGAAAUUGCUGAAGGAGUACAACCAAGACAUCGCUUCAUGUCUGCUUAUGAACAAAAGAUAGAGCCACCAGACCGUAGGUGGCAAUACUUACUUUUUGCUGCUGAGCCAUAUGAAACUAUAGCUUUUAAGGUGCCAAGCCGAGAAGUUGAAAAGCAUGAUUCAAAAUUCUGGACUCACUGGAAUAAGGAUACAAAACAAUUCUUUUUGCAAUUUGCAUUUAAAAUUGAGCCUCUACGAAUGCCACCUCCUCCUCCUAAAAUGUGGGAAAAUCAUGGCAUUAGAUUACCACCUCCUCCUGGCGCUCAACUCAUGGGUGUACCACCUCCUCCACCUCUAUUACCUGUACCACCUCCUCCACCAUCCAUGUAAAUAAAUGAUUUAUUAUACAUUAUUGAU
Molecule: messenger RNA, 6130 nt
Organism: Parnassius mnemosyne (clouded apollo)
Lineage: Eukaryota; Metazoa; Arthropoda; Insecta; Lepidoptera; Papilionidae
Source: the annotation of a GenBank genome assembly